Eimeria tenella is the source of this 601-nucleotide messenger RNA. RefSeq lists its product as uncharacterized. The annotation marks the transcript as partial. The transcript is spliced from 4 exons. The record is from RefSeq and is a predicted model, not a curated record. NCBI's taxonomy places the organism in Eukaryota, Apicomplexa, Conoidasida, Eucoccidiorida, Eimeriidae.
AAGAGCAGCAGCAGCAGAAGGCAGCAGCAGCAGCAGCAGGAAAGGCCUCAAGUGUCUCUCUUUCUCACUGUACAUACACCGUAUCAUUGUCUCUGUGGCUGCGGCACCCAGCAGCAGCACUGCAGCAGCAGCAGCAGCCGCAGCAGCAGCGCAGCAUGAACAUUUGAGGGGCAGCCGCAGGCGCAGCAGCGCCACAGUGGAGGACCUGCAGCAGCAGCAGCAGCAGCAGCACCCCCUCCGUUUGUUUCUGUCCGGAGUGACCUGCAGCAAAUACUUUGCCGAGAGCAGCAGAGACGUGUGUCUCCUGUCUCCCCGUGAGGGCCCGCAGGGGUCUCCGUCCUCAUUGCCCCCUCUGGGGCCCCAUAGGGAGCCCCCUCGGGGGGCCCCUGUGGGGCCCCCUAUGGGGCCCCCUAUGGGGCCCCCAAUGGGGCCCACUCUGGGGGCCCCUGUGGGGCCCCCUGUGGGUGUAGAGUGUUUUGAUGAAGUGCCUUUUGUGUGCAGCGCUCUGCAUGCAGCAGCAGCAGCAGGGACUUGUCCGUGGGCCCCUAGCGAGGGCAUAUACCCUGUGGUGGCUCAGCUGCCGGAGGACCUUUUCUCUUAA